CGUGAACGGUGUUCCAUACACGACACACACGCAAAGCAUAUUUGUUCUCGAUAGGGUAAGACUUUGGGGAACACCCAAAAUCGGAAACAAUUCCAACGAACAGCCACUGGGAGUCGACCUAGUUCUUAUUGUGGGACCUGGGGACAACCGAUGGCGCACAGUAGGAUCCCAAUCCAUUCGAUAACAUUGUAUAAUAGCAGCCAUGGACCAGGAGAGAAAAGUAGGCUCGAGGCCUUCGGACAAGCGCCGUCAUGGUUUUGAAUCCCCCGAGGGAAUGGAAAUGAAAGAUUUGCCAGCAGCUCCCAAGCCCAGGACAGCAGUCUCGGCAGGCGGAAUGUCAGGAUCCCAACAACAACAACAACAACAACGAGAACAACCGUAUCCCGUACCAAUUUCGAUGACGGCAUCCGUUUCCUCGCAAAGCCCUCCACCUACGGACAUUUUGGCAUCGACGACCAUUUCUACUGUCGAAUCGACUCCCCCCUCCGUCAGGGCAGCAGCGACUCUUUUACUUGCCGAAGAGCUUGCAACUGAUUCGCCUCCACAGCAGAUUGCYAGGAGGGUGGAAGAAACACCCACGAAACCGGGAAAGAGGCGGCUGUUCUUCACGCCCUCGCGCAGGGACGCAAAAAAGUCACCGCAACCCUCGGCGGGUCGACGRCAACAAGCCGCCGCCCWAUCUCCUGGAUCCCAACCAUCUUCACAGCAAUAUUCCCAGGCUAUUACAGGMAGAGGGCAACAUCAAUUUCAAACCCCCGGAUCGGCUUCGUCAGCAAUGAAAACCCCAGGACGACGAUCCUCGGGGCGACGCCAGCGGCGGMCACCGGGAUCUCGAUCUGGACUCUCUGGACUUUCGUCGACGACGCCCCGCUCCGCCAGUCACAGGACCCCAUCUCGACGAAAGUUCAAUCCGCUUGGUAAGAUAUCCGACAUUUUCAGUCCGCAGUCGCCUCCGUCCUUUUCUUCGACAUCCCCGAAUAGGGCAGAUGGUCACUCCCCCGGCGACAGCUUCGGUCUUGCAGGAGUAGGCGAGAAUAGAAGCCUUGUUUCUGCAGAAAGUUCGGAUGCUAGCAGUGUUUCCACUUCCAACAGCGUCAAGGAACCAUUUGUCGAGCAGGUAGAACGACUAAACGAACUCUUGGCAACACCCUCACAGCAGCUAGGGGACUUGGCACACACGCCCCUCAACGAAUUCAAUUCGGACGAUGACCUAGACGAAGAAAUGGAGGACUUGGAAGCGAGUCGCAUUAUGCUGRCAGAAGAGCUGUCCAAGGUCGACUAUUCAUUGUUAGGAGGCGGCGGCGAUGACUCCAGUGGCAUUGACUGGAAAGGUGGAACGGCAGCAUCACCACAAGGAGAUAACAGCAGUGAUUGGAGACCCUUAUUGACAGCCGAAGAUCACCACCCUCCGAACUUUUCUCCUAUCGGACAGUUACGAAAGAAGAAAGUGACUGCUUCUGCUUCCACCGUCGACAGACCACCACGCCCAAAAAUGAUGGGGAAAUCUGCACUACAAACCAGCAGUAGCAGUAGCAACAUCAGUCCCAACAUAAGCCAGGAUGUGACGAUCUAUUCGGGCGACGAAUAUUACUCUCCGAGCAUGAGYAGUGCCAAUGCGACAAUCCAUUCGGGUGACGAGUAUUUCUCUCCGGAAAAAAGAAGCAAAGACGAAGAACUCGGAGAAACCGAAGCCACAGCGUCAACGCCAGCUGCACAAGAAAUAGAAUUAGAUCGAAAGCCCGCUGCGAAGAAAUCAUUGAAAGUGAAAAAUACGAGGACCAAAAUAAAGAAGAAUGUAAAUUAUGAAUCACUCAACACACCUCCUAGGGAAAGGGAAAAACAAAAGAAUGUACCAAUAGAAAAGGAGAAGAGAGAGAAGAAGGGAAGUAAACGCGAAAAAACGAAAUAUACGCCGCUCAAUAUAAGACGGGAAGACGAGAGCGCAACAACAACAAGAUCURCUACUUUACAAGGAGACGGAGAUCACAAUGAGAUAACCUUUGUUCCCAGUCAAGAGGAAGUCAAAGACUUGGCACCGGGCCGAUUGAUGCCAAACCCAUCGAGCUUUGCKCAAGUCGAACAGGAAGAGGAUCCAAGGAAGAACCGCAGAGAUCGGAAAGUAAAACCUACAACGGCAAUACCGGCGGCCAGAAAAGGGAUUCAGGUGGUGUCCAAACAUGUCGAUGGCUCGUCCAGUGGGGAAUCAGAAAAAUAUACAGGRCAAGCAACAACGGCACUAAAGCCCCGCCCACGCCCCUUGAAUAUUCAAGGGAAGGGGAAUUUGAAGGCACCGCCAACAAYCGCUUUGUCUGUGAAGGGGAAAACCGAAAAGGAAGAGACAGAAACGAAAAAAUCUUGUAAUUCUUCAGUYGACCAAAAAAGYUACGCCAAGCGAUUCGGAAKGAAAGAAGUAGACCCGGUCCACCUGACACCUAUCACGAAACACAAGGAAGUAGAACUAAAGGAAAAGCAGUCGGAAAAAUCGUCCCCCGAAUCUAACUCGAGUUCGACGUUUGAUCCUUUCGGCUUUGUUGCAAGGGGAGAAUCUCAAUUGUCGUCUGUGGAUAUGGGAUCUGGAGAUAGCAGUAGGGGAUCGCCGACAUCGUCUUCAACAGCGAGCAGAAACGAMAACCCAAGUAUUUUUCAGUCUUUCCUCUCUUUUGCCGAGAGGUUUGAUGAUGGAGGGACCCCGAGAGGAAGAAAGAAAUCGAYGUAUACCCCGAAACGUGACGUAGAUCAUUCAAGGCGCGUCCUAGAACAUCUGAAUACAAUUUUUACACCUUCGGGAAAUGAAAAUCCAAACCUGUCUUCCAUCACACCUGAGCGAAGCACUAUGCCGCUCAUAAGCGCUACAGAAUCCCCCGAUGCUGCCAAGGAAAGCUCACGGGAGAAGAAAUCGGAGUCAGAAGAGGAAGAAAUAUUUUCAACUCCACCGCGAGACAAUGACAUUGGAGAUGAUAGCAUUUUUGGAUUGUCCCCUAUAAGCCAGAACUCAGAACAGAUCCAUCUAUCAACCGGGGACGACCUUUCGCGGGAAGAAGCCAUCACUGCCCUUCUUUCGGCGAAAAGGCCAUCCAAUAAAUCGAAAGUUGCGUCCAAGAAAACAGGGUCGGUGGCUCCCGCCGCGGCUCAGGCACGUAAGUCCAAGGACGAGAAGCCGCCAAAAAUAAAUGAUCCGUCCACGAUUGUAACGAUCCUAAACGACGAUGGAGAUGACGAUAUUUUUUACGACCCAGAAACACCACACGCAAACGAAUCUGAUGAUGUUCUUACACCCCUACCCGGUGACAAAGACCACUUCGUUAAAUUUGACAAGUCUCAAAUGCCCGGGAGUUACGACAACGAAGAUGAAGUGACUCCUACUCCASCGAAGGGAAUAACUCCAAAAUCAAGAUGCAAGAGGAUAUUGUUACUCAUGGCGAUCAUAGUGUUCGUCAUUGGCUUUGCUCUUGUUUUAGGAACUUUGUUUUACCCACGCGAAGAAACAGUCCCUACACCUUCACCAAGCGCAAUCAUCAGUCCCGCUCAACAAAGAACAUCAGCUCCAAGUGCACUCCAUUCAGAGUCCUCAUUGCAUCCAACGAAGACAUCUAUGCCGUUAAAUAUGGACUCACCUUCUCUUUCUCCGACGAAUAGUGGAUCGGAAUUUCCUACGGCGUUGAGUAUCAAUUCCUUUAACAUCCCGUACGAUGUUUACAUUACAAACGGCCGCGUCAACCGUAUUCCCCAAUCAGAKUAUGUACCGGAAUUGAUCAGAAGCAUGGAUUUACUCACUGAUGACAUUCUGUUGAAUAUCAAGAAGAGGAGAAGUGGAGGAGAAAGGAGACUUACGGAGGUUCUCUUACCUACAACAAUUACURAUGUAUCUGAUGUGCCGUGCCCAACGGAUGUAACUGAAGAUAGCUUGUGCCAGGAGGUCAACGCUAAAAUUUCUCUGUUGGAUGCCGAGAACACGUGGGAACAAUUCAAAGACACGAUGGAACUUGCGAUCGAAAUUGGAAGGUUGCAAUAUUACUUGCAAAUKGUAGACCCRAAUUCUCCGGCUGAAGUUAUAGAUGCAGGAUGGACUCCUCCAGUACCAACACCUGCUCCCACCGCAAAGCAUUCUUCCGCGCCGCUGUCAYCUCCCUUGCUAAACUUUUUAAAAGAAAAAUCCUUUGACGACGGGGAGGCGCUCAAUGAUACGGAGUCUCCACAAUAUAGGGCUUAUGUUUGGCUACACAGAAAUUACGAGCUGUCUAAAUUUUCAGAAAAACAGAAAUUGCAAAGGUUUGCGAUGGCUACCUUAUACUACGCAACAAAUGGUGAUCAAUGGCUAUUAAAUGACCUAUGGCUUAGUGAUAGAACGAUAUGUAAAUGGUUCAACAAGAAAAAAUCUCCAUGUAAUACAAAAGGAGACUUGCUUCAUCUGGAACUUGAUCUCAACAACCUUGGUGGUUCUCUACCUGGGGAAUUAGGGUUAUUGUCUUCCUUGAAAACCAUYACUCUUCAUGGAGGUCCAUAUAGUUACAUACAAGGAACACUGCCGAUGGAAUUGGGUUAUCUUAGUCAAUUGAAGACUCUUGUUUUGCGAAAUAAUGACAUGGAUGGAGCAAUACCAUCUGAGAUCGGAAACUGUCAAAAUUUGGGCGAGUUAGAUUUGUCACGAAAUAACUUUGAAGGGAAACUUCCGUCAGAAAUUGGGAAUUUCGCUGACYUAACGUCGUUUGAUAUCAGUGCCAAUUUCUUUUCUGGAAGUCUUCCCACUGAAWUGGGAAUGAUGAGAAACUGCAGGAAGAUGUUCUUUGAAUACAACCAUUUCGCUUCAGACAUUCCAACAGAAAUAGGAUAUCUCAAAGACCUUCAAGCCAUUAGGGGUGGAGGAAAUGURUUGAAUUUCCUACCUACMGAACUAGGGGAGUUGAAAUCUGCCGAUAUAAUAUCAUUCAGAGAUUCAAGUCUUAUGGGUGCGAUUCCAACAGAGCUCGGUUGGCUUCGAAAUCUACGUAAGUUUUUUAUGACUGGAAUGUGCAUAUUGGUUGCGUAUUUUGACACCAUUUCGUUUGCAUCUGAUAGACAAAAACUUUGUCAAUCUAAAUUAUCUACCAAUUUUUACAUACAGGUCGUUUGGAGCUUCAUAAUAAUAGCCUAAGCGGUAGCAUCCCCUCUGAGCUCGCUAGUAUCAAAAGCUUACACGACCAGCUGGAUCUCUCGCGCAAUGAGCUUUCUGGACCGGUACCAACAGAAUUAGGRUGGCUUUCUGAUCUCAGUAAGUUAAGAUUGUAUGCUGUAUCGUUGCUGGAGUAUUCCUGUUGAAUUUGGUCCAAGGAUCCUAAACAAAACAAUUUAAUGGGAUUCUCAUUGGUCAUUGCAUUCCUUUUGACCAAAWUUUAGGAGUCUUGAAACUACAUCAUAAUUCAUUAUCUGGAACGGUUCCAUCCGAACUUUCUCAAAUGGGCAAAUUAAUAUCGAUCGAAAUCAACGGGAAUGAUUUAUCGGGAACGAUCCCYUCUGAUGUGUGUAAAACCUUUGAUGUGACCUAUCCRCAAUUCCAGGCUGAUUGUGACGACUUCGAGGAUAACUGUCCUUGUUGYACCAUUUGCUGCGUCGGCGACACGUGCAAAUGCCGAUACUUGGAUACGUCUCGGAAGUACCUAUGUUUUCAGAAAAGGAAAGGUUUUGUUUAGCAACACCAUUGUGAUGAUAUUUCAGACAU
This is a messenger RNA of Pseudo-nitzschia multistriata, 5695 nucleotides long. NCBI's taxonomy places the organism in Eukaryota, Bacillariophyta, Bacillariophyceae, Bacillariales, Bacillariaceae. The record is from the annotation of a GenBank genome assembly.